CUGAUCCGGUAAAUCAGGUGUAUGGUUAUUAAAAAUAGACGUGUUUUGCAUUUGUUUUUAUUUUCAAUUUUGAUCUAGAAUAUCGCUUUUGAACAUAAAGGAAAACGUUUCAAAAAUAGCUCAUGCAAAUGCGUCAGAAGUCGUCCAUGCAGACGUGCCCACAAAAAGAUAGUGCACAAAUGAUUGCUAAUCAGAGAACUUUAAAAUAGAACAUAAGCUAAGUGGGUUUUAAUAGAGAUUUUAUUUUUGCUCACUUUCGAAAUAAGAUAAUUUUGUCACAAAAUUGUGUAAAUUUUUAGUGUAAAGGAGUGUAAUUAAUUAGCAUCGACAUAAGCCGAGUCUCUCGAACAUAUCAGUCGUUCGAGGACUCGUUGACUGCUAAGAACGUGAAAAUCAAUGCCAACUUUUCUGCGCACGCAAGAGUUUGACAAGCUCUUAGUCGCUUUCCGCAGCGCAGAGCUGCUGGCGCCAAACGCUUUGAAAGCUACUUCCGAUAUCCAACGCACUGGGAAGUGCAAUAAACAGGCGAACAGCAGUAUGAAGCAAAAUGUACCAAAUGGCAAAGCCAUUAAACGAGGCGAUCGCCUACUUACCGAAAAACCUUUUGCGUUCGUACUGCAAGCUAGAUAUCGUAAAGAGCGUUGCGACAACUGCUUGCAAUCCUGCAAAGUGCUGAAAUGUGCCAAUUGCCAAUAUGUGUACUACUGUAGUCGUGACUGCCAGAUGCAAGGUUGGGUGCUGCAUAAAAUAGAAUGUCCAUUCCUAAAGCGCAUUUAUCCCCGUAAUGUGCCCGAUGCUGCCCGCAUGCUUUGUAAACUAAUCAUAAAAUUAGACAAAGGAGGUGAUCUGGUACGUGGUUAUUACACACAAACUUGUUCACGUCGUUUUCGUGAUAUGAUGUCACAUUAUGCUGAAAUAAAGAAUGAUGCACGACGCCUAGAGCAUUUAGAGUCUUUAUAUGGAGUACUGCAGGAAAUGAUGGGUGACAGUGUAAUCGUGCCAAAUCUAACGGAAUUGACAAGUAUCUAUGGCAGGUUAAUAACGAAUGGCUUCAGCAUACUCGAUCCUGAAAUGAACUCAAUUGCCACUGCAAUUUAUCUUGGCGUCUCGGUAACAGAUCAUAGUUGCAAACCUAAUGCAGUUGCCACUUUUGAAGGUACUACGCUGCAUAUACAUGCAAUCGAAGAUAUCGAAUGUUUGGAUUGGUCCAAGAUCUUUAUCAGCUAUAUAGAUUUAUUGAACACGCCGGCACAACGACGCGCUGAACUGCAAGCGAAUUACUAUUUCUUUUGCAUAUGUGCGAAAUGCACAAAUACGACGGAGACGCAUGAAAUGCUUGCAGCUGCUUGCGCCAAUAAGAAUUGUAAUGAAUUUUUGGAUAUAAAUCUCAAUAAUUGCCCGCGCUGUGAUGCUGGCGUCAGUCCGAAACACCGCAAUGCGUAUAACGAGGCAAUGACAAUCACGAAAACACAUUUGGAGCAUAUGAAGGAUAUCGCCUAUCUGGAUGUGUGCAAAUUAUGCCUUGCCAAGCAAAAAGGGUACGUGCAUCCACUAAAUGUUUGGCAUUUAAAGACAUUAGAUGCGGCUUUUGAAGCCGCUAUCGAUGUUUCUAAGUGGGAAGAAGCUUUAGAGUUUGGCAAGGAGCUCGUACCAGGUUUUCGCAAAUAUUAUGGCGACUGGCAUCCACUAUUGGGUAUGCUUCAUUUGAAAAUUGGAAAAAUUCAAUUGUAUAAAUGUCAGCUAACAGAGGCAAUAAACAAUUUGAAGGAGGCACAAAAAAUAUUACAAAUAACGCAUGGUCAUGAUCAUAGCCUGUUGCGUGAGCAAUUAAAACUUAUGCUAGCGCAGGCCUUAGCUGAAAGUUUGUAAUUUAUUAUUACUUUUGUGCAAUUAUGUGCAUAAUUAUAUCACCUUUAUGUAGUUUACUUCAGGUAGUUUGUAAGAAAUGUAAAAAUAAAAAAAAAAAUAUU
Bactrocera dorsalis (oriental fruit fly) is the source of this 1970-nucleotide messenger RNA. RefSeq names its product histone-lysine N-methyltransferase SMYD3 (gene Smyd3). Gene Ontology annotation, molecular function: protein binding. The transcript is spliced from 8 exons. The record is from RefSeq and is a predicted model, not a curated record. The coding region runs from base 397 to 1869 and encodes 490 amino acids. Gene Ontology annotation, cellular component: nucleus. Lineage: Eukaryota; Metazoa; Arthropoda; Insecta; Diptera; Tephritidae.